UAGACAAACAGAAAGUCACCAUUUCACUCGGAGAUUUCCCACCCAGUACCUGUGCCAUGAAUGAAACUAUAAGGAAUCCUGCUGCCACUCAAUAAAAAUCACAAAGAGAAAGUGAGGUUCUGCAAUGGCUAUGGCAGCAUCAAAAUUGCUUUUCUUUUUUUGUCCCAUUUUCAUUAACCUCCUUGUCCUCUCUAUUGCGCAAGCAGAUCCACUUUAUCACAUUUGUUCAGAAACUGGUAACUUCACUAACAGUAGUGACUACAAAUCAAACCUCGAUAUCCUUCUUUCCUCCUUCUCUUCCAAUACCAAAAUCGACUAUGGGUUUUACAACGGCUCGUAUGGCCAAAACAAUGACAAAGUUACCGCAAUUUCACUCUGUAGAGGAGAUAAAAAGCCCGAAACCUGCCGAAGUUGCAUCACUAAUUCUAGCCAAGAGCUUACACGACUCUGUCCAAACCAAAAGGAGGCCUAUAUAUGGUAUGAUGAUUGUAUGUUAAGGUAUUCAAACCGUUCCAUAGUAGGCAGAAAGGAAUUUGUGCCUUACUUUUGGAUGUACAACUUGAAUAACGUGACCGACGAAAAAGAGUUCUAUGAGAAGCUAAAUGUUUUGUUAGGCAACCUUACUAAUUUAGCAGCAUUAGGUGAUUCACGAAGAAAAUUUGCAACAGGAAAUGCGACCACGGAAAACUCUCAACAAAAAAUGUAUGCACUUGUUCAGUGCACUCCUGAUUUGACUCAGCAGAAAUGCAGCGAUUGCCUGAAUCAAGCUAUCAAAUUGAUUCCAACAUGCUGUUAUAAGAGGCAAGGAGGGAGGGUGAUUUCACCUAGCUGUCACUUUCGAUAUGAAAAGGACCCUUUCUUUGAACUUGUAGCCACGACACCGCUACCAUCUCCAGCGCCACUUUCAGUCCUUCCACCGCCACCACAAGCAACAGCAGAUGCAGUGCCACCAAGAUCCAGUACCGCGGCCAAAAUAGCUAAAACAUCGGCCAUAGUUCAAACUACCAUUGCCAACGUUUUGCCAAUAUUGCUACUUCUAUGGUCCUUGCAGCAUGUAUGAGCCGCUUGACAGAUAGCAAGUCAUCUACAUCAUGUUCACUUUCUUAUUUUGCAGCCCUUUCUUCCUCGUAUUAAGACAAUAAAUAUAGUUGUUGUCUGUAUUUAUUAUGGACACAAUAAAUAUAAAUUUAUUGUUGAUUGGAAAAUCAGUUUUUAUUUAUUUUGAAGUUAAUUUCUCUCUGAGAAUCGUUGUUUUCACUUCUGGUAGUUUUAUUUUGAUGAGGAUGAUUGUUGUCAGCAUCGUAUUGUAGCAUUUCCGAGUUGUUAAAUUGUGUUUGAAUCAAGGAUCUCUUGUUUAUUUCCUUUAUGAAA
Messenger RNA from Populus nigra (black poplar), 1371 nucleotides. RefSeq names its product cysteine-rich repeat secretory protein 38-like. The record is from RefSeq and is a predicted model, not a curated record. Lineage: Eukaryota; Viridiplantae; Streptophyta; Magnoliopsida; Malpighiales; Salicaceae. The transcript has 3 exons. The coding region runs from base 125 to 1060 and encodes 311 amino acids.